UUUCCGAGGAAGAUAAGAGAACCUUGGCGGCUUCUGAAUGAGAAAAACCAAAAGAUUCCAUUCCAAUCUCUUUAAUGUGAAACCAAAAUUGAACUGAGAAUGUUACAUUAAGAAGAACGAGCCAACAAUAACGAAGUGGUCCCAUGUUCAUAAUUGAAGUGUUGACAACGUGGGUCGAGAAAGUUGCCGGAGAACAAAAAAAAAAAAAAGCAGGAAAAUUAAAACAAAUAAUCAGUCUUGGUAUUUUCGUUGACCCUUUGUUGAUUUGAGGUAGCUGGCAUUUUAAAGGAGCCACCUUUAUAAUUCAGUUGUUGAAUUGGGCAAACUGGUUCUUGCCCACGUUGAAUCUCCGAAUGAGGUUCUAUGUUUUGGAGAUUCAGAUCCGAGAAAGGUUAUGAUGUCAAGGCAGCCUGGUGAAUCAGAAGGGUUUGAGUUUGUUUGAUAGUGUUGUGUUGUGGUGUGGUUAGUAUGGGAAGGGACUUGUUAGAUUUGUUCUCCAUGAACAAAUGGAGGUGUUCUUGGUCCCUUGCGGCGACAAUUGCUUCUGUUCUGGCAUUGGUUUCUGUAGUUCAUUUGGUUUCGUUCCCUUUGACACCUACUCUCAAUAAUUUUAAGAUAGCUCAAGACUCUUGCAUCCCAGCUAAUGUUUCGGCAGAAUUUCCGAGCAACCGUGAUCAGGAACAGCCCGCUGUUGAUUUUAAGCUUCAGUUUCCAGCUGACUUGCACGGAGCAGUUGUUUAUCAGGGUGCACCAUGGAAGGCUGAAAUUGGCCAUUGGCUUGCUGGUUGUGAUUCUGUUAUUAAGGAAGUCAACAUUACUGAGAUAAUAGGUGGCAAUAACUGCAAAAAUGACUGCAGCGGCCAGGGAGUUUGUAAUCGAGAAUUGGGACAGUGCCGAUGUUUUCAUGGUUAUUCUGGGGAUGGAUGUACUGAACAAUUGCAAUUGGAAUGCAACUAUGAAGGAUUACCAGAUCAACCAUUUGGGCGAUGGGUAGUCUCUAUUUGCCCUGCCAACUGUGACAAGACAAGAGCAAUGUGCUUCUGUGGAGAAGGCACAAAAUAUCCUAAUAGACCAUUGGCAGAGACAUGUGGGUUUCAAUUUAUUCCACCUUCUAAACCUGAUGGUCCAAAACUAGUGAAUUGGUCACAAAUUGACCAAGAUGUGUUCACAACUAAUGGUAGCAAACGGGGUUGGUGUAAUGUGGACCCAGCUGAUGCAUAUUCUGGAAAGGCAAAAAUUAAAGAAGAAUGUGACUGCAAAUAUGAUGGUCUUUGGGGCCGACUUUGUGAAGUGCCUGUAGAAUCUGUUUGUAUUAAUCAAUGCUCUAGACAUGGUCAUUGUCGUGGUGGAUUUUGUCAGUGUCACAAUGGCUGGUAUGGAGUAGAUUGCAGCAUGCCAUCUGUCCUUUCUUCUAUAACAGAGUGGCCUAGUUGGCUUCGUCCUGCUCGGAUUGACAUUGUUGACAAUGCUCGUGCCAAUGGAAAAAUGAUUAAUCUCAAUGCUGUGGUAGCGAAGAAAAGGCCUCUUAUAUAUGUUUACGAUUUGCCCCCAGAGUUCAACAGCUUGCUUCUUGAGGGGCGCCAUUUUAAGCUAGAGUGUGUAAAUAGAAUUUAUGAUGACAAAAAUGUGACAUUGUGGACAGAUCAAUUGUAUGGAGCCCAGAUGGCACUUUAUGAAAGUUUGCUAGCUAGUCCUCAUCGAACAUUAAAUGGUGAAGAGGCAGACUUUUUCUUUGUUCCUGUUCUUGAUUCAUGUAUCAUAACUCGUGCUGAUGAUGCUCCCCACUUGAGUAUGCUGGACCAUAUGGGAUUGAGGAGCUCUCUCACUUUGGAAUAUUAUAAGAAGGCAUAUACUCACAUUGUUGAGCAAUAUCCUUAUUGGAAUCACUCAUCAGGAAGGGACCACAUCUGGUUUUUUUCUUGGGAUGAAGGUGCUUGCUAUGCUCCUAAGGAGAUAUGGAAUAGCAUGAUGUUAGUUCACUGGGGAAACACAAACUCAAAGCAUAACCAUUCAACUACAGCCUAUUGGGCUGACAACUGGGAUAAAAUUCCUUCCAACAAAAGAGGCAUUCAUCCGUGCUUUGACCCUGACAAAGAUCUCGUGCUUCCUGCUUGGAAAGUUCCUGAUGCUAAUGUGUUGAAUUCAAAACUUUGGGCUAGGUCCCAUGAGGAGCGGAAGACGCUGUUCUAUUUCAAUGGGAAUUUAGGACCAGCAUACACUAAUGGAAGACCAGAAGAUUCGUAUAGCAUGGGUAUCAGACAGAAGCUGGCAGAAGAGUUUGGAUCAAGUCCUAACAAGGAUGGAGUACUUGGGAAACAGCAUGCCAAAGAUGUCAUUGUGACCCCUGAGCGUUCUGAAAACUAUCACUUGGCUCUAGCAAGUUCUGUUUUCUGUGGAGUGUUUCCUGGAGAUGGUUGGAGUGGUCGUAUGGAAGAUAGUAUUUUGCAAGGAUGCAUUCCUGUGGUUAUUCAGGAUGGGAUUUUCCUGCCAUACGAGAAUAUGCUCAACUAUGAUAGCUUUGCAGUGCGAUUAUCUGAAGAGGAAAUUCCAAACUUGAUAAAGAUUCUCCGGGGAUUCAACGAGACAGAAAUCAAAUUCAAACUGGAAAAUGUUAAAAAAAUAUGGCAAAGAUUCGUGUACCGUGAUUCUGUUUUGCUUGAAGCUGAAAGGCAAAAAUCUGCUUUUGGACAUGUUGAUGAUUGGGCAAUUGAGUUCUUAAAACUGACCGAGGAUGAUGUCUCCGCCACUUUAAUGCAGAUUUUGCAUUACAAGUUACAUAAUGAUCCUUGGAGGAAACAAGUUCGCCACAACAAACAGUUUGGAUUACCUCACCAGUGUCUGGUAAGCACCAGCUGAGGAGCUUGGUUAAUGUGAAGACCAAAAUCAAGAUACUUCCAGAGGAGCAGGGGAAAGGAUAACCUUUUCAGCUUCAUUUUUGCAAUCUAUUUUCAUACCAUUUUUCAAUCGUUUGUAAAAGUUCAUCAAGUUCCUUGUAGAUGUUUCCAUCUCCAGUGCAGAAAAUCAUUCAACCAGGUUGAACAUCAUACAUAAUUUUUUGUCCCUUCUCACAUACAUAUAUAUGCUUGAGUGCAUUUUGCAGUUCUUCUUUCAAAGGGUGCUACCAUGUGCAAUUGUAAAGUUAUGUCAUUCACAUGAGAUUUUUAUGGUGAAAGAAAGAGGAAGAAAAAUGGUUACAUAUUUAUUUUACCUGUUACAUUUUUCUUCCCUGGAUAGUAUCAUGAAGUAGACAGCAGAUAUUUUAAAUAGGGUUGGCAAGGUGGUGUUAUACUGUACUCAGUAAUUAUAUGUUAAUGCUGAUUGCAUAAUUAUU
Vigna radiata var. radiata (mung bean) is the source of this 3331-nucleotide messenger RNA. RefSeq lists its product as uncharacterized. The record is from RefSeq and is a predicted model, not a curated record. Gene Ontology annotation, molecular function: glycosyltransferase activity. Lineage: Eukaryota; Viridiplantae; Streptophyta; Magnoliopsida; Fabales; Fabaceae. The coding region runs from base 469 to 2856 and encodes 795 amino acids. The transcript is spliced from 15 exons.